AUGGAUGAUAGGUCCCAAAAGUGUCUUGUUGGAAAGCCUCAAACACUAGUGGCUCAACCGUUGACUAAAAGAAAUAUUCAUUUAAAAUAUGGUCAAAAUCCUAAGUAUCCAUUAUUUGAUUGUGAGCUCAAACUAUCACUGUCAACGCCAACAAGAGCAGCAUCAAAUGGUGAUUUAUCAUUUUUUACUGGCCGUACAGUUGAAAACCACGCCUAUGCUCGACAUUAUGCAAAACGGAGUGUUCAAGAUUGUGAUGUCAUGGCUGUUGAUGGUUUUAUUACAUCUCCAAAGACCCUGAUCCAAACAAAUGUUCCGUGGCUUUAA
Molecule: messenger RNA, 324 nt
Organism: Didymodactylos carnosus
Lineage: Eukaryota; Metazoa; Rotifera; Eurotatoria; Philodinida; Philodinidae
Source: the annotation of a GenBank genome assembly